Messenger RNA from Paramecium pentaurelia, 538 nucleotides. The record is from the annotation of a GenBank genome assembly. Lineage: Eukaryota; Ciliophora; Oligohymenophorea; Peniculida; Parameciidae.
AUGAAAUCAGGAGCAUUUGCCUGCUCUUCUACACAAAAUAAUAAUAUUUCUCGUGAUAAAUUUGUGAUAUUUUACCCAAUAUAUUCUAUUAUGAGUUUUUUCAUCACUAAUUACUUAAACAGGAAACAAGAAUUAAACCAUAAAUAUUUUGGCUGUUGACUUUCAAUAGAAUAAGAUAACACAUUUAUAUUCAUUAAAAAAGCAUACUGAAUGGGUGAGUUCAUUAAGUCUAAACAAUUCAGAAAAUCUACUAUUAACUUGUGGAUACUAAGAAACAAUCAUCUGGAAAAAGGAUCAAGAUAAUAAAUGGAAAUUUAUGACUGAGGUUAUUAAAUAGUCGACACCCAAUUAUCCAGAUAGGGCAUUAUUUUUAAAAGAUGAUUAAUAUAUUUUAUUUAAAAGUAGGAAAGGAUCUACUAGUGCAAUCGUAUAUUAAUAAAUAAAUUAGAUUUUACUAAAUAUUAUGAUAUAAAGUUUAAUACUAUACCCAACAUAGAAUUUAAAUUAUAUCAAACAUUUGAAUUUAGACCAGAAUUGA